GCAUUUUAUUAUAUUAAGUUCGUCAAUAAUAGUGGCUACUGUAAGAAAUAUUUUUGUGGAAAACCUAAUCAGAGUGUUGUAUUGUACACAGCACGGGGUUUCCCUAGAGCGAUAAGCCGACACGGCCCGUGCUCCCUUAGCCAGCCAAAUGCCUAACAUAAAGUUGCAGAGUUCGGAUGGUGAGAUUUUUGAGGUGGAUGUGGAGAUUGCAAAGCAGUCUGUUACCAUCAAAACCAUGCUUGAAGAUUUGGGUAUGGAUGAAGAUGAAGAGGAGCCUGUCCCUUUGCCGAAUGUGAAUGCGGCCAUCUUGAAAAAGGUUAUCCAGUGGUGCACGUACCACAAAGACGACCCACCUCCCCCCGAAGAUGACGAGAACAAGGAAAAGCGGACUGACGACAUCUGCUCAUGGGACGCUGAGUUUCUUAAAGUCGAUCAGGGAACACUCUUCGAACUCAUUCUGGCUGCCAAUUACCUUGACAUCAAAGGCUUGCUGGAUGUCACCUGCAAGACUGUGGCUAACAUGAUCAAAGGAAAGUCCCCGGAGGAAAUAAGAAAAACUUUCAAUAUUAAGAAUGACUUCACACCUGCAGAAGAAGAACAGGUUCGGAAAGAAAACGAAUGGUGUGAAGAAAAAUAAACAUGUGAAAGAGGCAUUUGACUUGUACAGUACGAUUAUACUAGAAAUAGAUGUACACAUGCUCAUAUUUAUUGUGAUGCGCACUGAUAAGAGUGAGUGAUUCAGGUUCCAAAGUUUAUCAUAUGGAUGCAGUGUAGUCGGGUCAGUAUCUUGUCAGGGGACAUCAAACAUUGUCGAUUGUUGUUUUGGUACCGAGAGAAAACGAUGGAGCUGGUUUUAUUUCAAGUGCAUAUGUAGGUUUAAUUUUCGUUUUAUUUUUCCUUUUCUCAUGUUGUGUGUCGUUUUGCGACACCUACUUGGUUGUUUUAAUGUCCAAGUAUUCCACAAAUUUUGUUUGUUGGCGGACUGUUUUUCUAAUACUACAUUGAUGAUAAGUUAUGAAAUGUUACGUUAAGUCUUUGCCUUUAGCUUGCUGUAUCCGAAUAAAUAGUUAUUACUCCAUGUGCGUUUCUGUAACAUUGUCGUAUGUUAGGUAUUGUGCUGGCAAAAGUUUAGCUGCAGUUGUCUCCUGAACAAAAUCUGACAACCAGGCAGUAGGUACAAUAGUAAAUUUGAGCAGUUAACUGAAGAGUGGCAUCCAACUUUAAAAAUUAUGCAUUUAUGUACAAGAUGAAGUCUAUACUACUGUAAAAUGUGCACAUUUGAGAUGUAUACAAUGCAAGAGAAAUAUGUGGAGAUUGUAGUUGAGGGUUCAAUAGUAUAUUGUAAACUGAUGGCAAGUGUGUUCAGUAUUGUCGUUGGUUAAUUACAUUGUUUUUCCGGCAUCAAAUGAAAAUAACACCCGGAAAGCUAAUGACGUCAUUAGCAAAUUGGAACAGGCCAAGUCGACUGUUCACGGGUCUACAGUUAGGUUGUAGCCUGGUGUAUUUUUUAACAAAAUGAUUCAGUUUACAAUGGACAUAACCAUAUGGAGUUUUUAGAUUUGUGGCCGUGUUAUUGUCUGUGUUAUUGUCUAUUUGAUGCCCAUAAAUAUUUCAUUUUUAACCUCAGGCUGAGGCCUUCGGUCAAAAAUGACAUUUGCAAGAUCAAAUAGACAAUAACACCUGCAAAUCUAAAAACUCCAUAUGGUUAUCUUCUAAAUGACCUUGACCUGCAUUAUUUAAUGGUAGAGCAUGUUUCAGUUGUCUAUAGGUAAACAUCACGGCCCAUAUUUUCAAAGCUGUGUUACAAAAUCGUAAGCUAUGGUGUCUGCUGUAGUGACCUAGUCUACAAUGAUUUUACAACUUCAUAGCAUUAAGAUAGCUUUGAAAAUCUUUUAUAGAUUGCAAGGUGUGUGGUCAGACUCGUCAUCAUGCCUGCAUCUUGGAACUUUGUAUGUGCAAUUUUUUUAACAUUUUAUUGAAAAUUACAGUAUUGAUUUCAGUUUUAAAAUUCACUCCACUACCAAUGUCCUGACAAAAUUUAGACACGUCGUUUAUCACUGAUGGAUUUUCCCCAAGUCUUUAGUGUGGUAUGUUAAAACACUGCUUGUAUUUAAAUGGUAGGAGAAUGGGUCAACCAUUUCGAAGUUACUCUUGGUCUACAUUUGUGCUGAGCAUAUUCAGAAAUUGGUCUAGAGGAAAGCGUUACAUCCAGAGAAGUUAUUAUGUGUGCAUAAAAGAAGAAAUAUUGUAAACUAAAGAGGCAUGAAUCCGAUUGUCUUCACAGUGAUUUGCAAGAAGGCGAUGAUUUGAAAGUCGUCUAUGUUUGAGCACCUGGUUUUUAAGACAUUGAUAAACAUAAUGGGCUAAAUUUACAGAGCCGGUUUUCGUCUCGACACCUGAUCGACUACAUACAUUUGAACACCUGUGUUUUAAGAAAAAUAGGCUUUGUAAAUUUGGCGCGUUAAGUAUUGGAGAGACAAUAAGUUGUAUACAGGUCCCAGGGCCCCGUUUCAUGAAGCGAUCUUACCACUAAGAUCACCUUAAAUGCAUACGGUAGUUAUCCACUUAAGGUGAUCUUAGAGCUAAGAUCACUUUGUGGAACGGGGCCGUGGGGCCGAAUUCACAACGGUGUCUUAGGCUCUGCUAGACAACAAAGCAUCCUCUUUGCAAGUCUUUUAGCAUUGCACUGCGAGAUCGCAAAGUUCCGAGAAUCUAGUUUACACGAUUCCAAGAAAAAUGGGCAUUUUAGCCAACAGCAACAUUUCAUAAAGGGUGUGUAACAUCAGGAAUAUGUUAUGCUCAGGGCUUCUAGAAUAUUUACAAAAUCCACUAGCCGUGGGAUCAGUGAUUUUUUUUUUAAUUUACUAGCCACGAUUAAAAAUUCACUAGCUUACUUUACUUAAUGCAAUGUUAAUAAUCUGAUAUGUUAUCUAAAGGGAGAUAGAGAUUAAAAACACUAGCUGUUUGGCAUGGUAAUAGUAGUUAUUUACUAGCCCAACAUUGAAUAUUACUAGCUGUGGGAGUGGGGCUAUUAUAAUCUAGACCCCUUGGUCAUGUCGAGUAGUAAGGAUUUUAUUUCCAAUUAUAAUUUAUAGCUUUUCAGUAUUGUAGAUUCUAUAUUGUUUGAUUUUGUUUUAAAUUUAGUAAGUUUUCUAAGUGAAAGAAUGUGUAUCUAGUUAUUUGAAAUAACAUUUGUAUUGCCCGAUAUUUCAAAUACAAUGUUAUUUUUGUCAGAAGUGAGAUGGUAUUACAUUUCCAGCAAUGAUGUCAACUUUAAAUAGUAACAUUUGCAUUUAACUCCAUUUUUCAACAAUCUCCGCAAAUUUAACUGAAUUUAAAUUUAAUUAAUUUCUUUUCUCUUUUUUUGGUUUGAAUUCUUUUUAAAUAUGCAUCAAGAUAGAACUGAAUUUUAUUUUAAUUCAUUUCUUUUUUUCUUUGGGGGGGGGGGGUGGUUCUGUUUAAAUAUGCAUUGAGAUGUACCUGUCCUCAACAUCAGUUUAUGCUAUCCAAGACAUUUAAUUGUGCGGAAUUCUUGUUUAAUAGUUUGUGCCACAUCUGGCCAAUUCCUUUCCAAGAGUUCCUUGCACAUGGUUAAGAGAUGUAUGCUGUGGUACAGUCUGCUGGAUUUUUAAUAAAACGGCAAGUUACAAACAAUGAAUGUCAGGACCUCUUGCUACUUCAAGAACAUCACAGCUUUAUUCAAUGAUAUUUAGCGUUGUUUAAAACAUUGAUUUGUGCCGACUUGUAAUUUAUACCAUACAUGAUUUCCAUUGUAACUUUCAGUCUGUAAAAUUCUAUGCCGUGUGUUAAUAAAUUAUUUUAUGUUUUA
Messenger RNA from Gigantopelta aegis, 3829 nucleotides. Its product is annotated as S-phase kinase-associated protein 1. The transcript has 6 exons. NCBI's taxonomy places the organism in Eukaryota, Metazoa, Mollusca, Gastropoda, Neomphalida, Peltospiridae. Gene Ontology annotation, molecular function: cullin family protein binding. The record is from RefSeq and is a predicted model, not a curated record. The coding region runs from base 149 to 637 and encodes 162 amino acids. Gene Ontology annotation, cellular component: nucleus; cytoplasm. Gene Ontology annotation, biological process: SCF-dependent proteasomal ubiquitin-dependent protein catabolic process.